This is a messenger RNA of Pollicipes pollicipes, 1500 nucleotides long. Its product is annotated as cellular nucleic acid-binding protein. The transcript is spliced from 6 exons. The record is from RefSeq and is a predicted model, not a curated record. Lineage: Eukaryota; Metazoa; Arthropoda; Thecostraca; Pollicipedomorpha; Pollicipedidae. The coding region runs from base 104 to 886 and encodes 260 amino acids. Gene Ontology annotation, molecular function: nucleic acid binding; zinc ion binding.
GCGAAUACGGCCAACUGCGGCGAACACGUUGGGCACGUUUGGUACAGGUGGGCGGCAACGCGCGAGCGGUCUGAAAACUAGGAAGCACCUGUUGUCAAACACAAUGAGCACAGUGGAGUGCUACAACUGUCAUGAGGUGGGCCAUAUGGCUCGUGCAUGCCCCACAGCAGAGACUGAGACCAAGGCCAACUCGACAAAGCCAUCCCAGGGUUCGUCGCCGAGCACGAUCGAGUGCUACAACUGUCACGAGGUAGGCCAUAUGGCCCGCUCGUGCCCGACGGCCGAGCCGAAGACCAGCUCGACCGGCGCCAGCACCGCCACGACGAGAGGCCGUGGCCGCGGCAGAGGCGGACGCUCCGUCUUCAGAGAGAAGUGCUACAAGUGCAAUCGGAUGGGCCACAUGGCGCGCGACUGCACGGCCGGCGAGGACGUGUGCUACCGCUGCGACCAGCCGGGCCACAUCGCGCGCGACUGCACCAACCCGCAGGUGGAGCGGCGCGGCCGCGAGGCCCUCUGCUACAACUGCAAUGGCACCGGCCACCUGGCGCGCGACUGUCCCGACACCGACAAGACCUGCUACACCUGCGGCAAGAAGGGCCACAUCAGCCGCGACUGCGAGGUCGACGACAGGAUGUGCUACGUGUGCGGCAAGAGCGGCCACAUUUCGUCGGACUGCACCGAGGCCAGCGGCGAGGAGAAGAAGCGCAUGUGCUACACGUGCAAGUCGACUGAGCACAUCAGCCGCGACUGCCCGGACAAUCCGGCCGCCGGCGAGGACUCGUGCCACAGGUGCAAGAAGGCCGGCCACAUCGCUCGCAACUGUCCCAAGUGUUACACGUGCGGCGACUUCGGCCACAUGGCUCGGGACUGCUCCAGAGAUGGGUAGAGGCGUGCGGACACCGGGCCAGCCACCCUGCCAGAGCCGAGCGCUUCAGCGGUCUGCCGUCGGCCGGCGGCGCCCAGCGCGCGGGCCAGCGCCGCCCGCCGGCGCCGCCCAGAAAAUUCACCGACGAGAAAUUGGGGAGAGAAAGACGAGGGAGACGACGACGCCACGCGUGCGCGCGCGCGCCUGCGAGAGGCGCACCCGUUCGGGAGAUGUUUGGAGAGUACGGUGACGUCACCGGAGAGGACGUCACGGAGCGACCCCGGCCCGGUUGGAGUGGAGCGCUGGGGUCUGACGAGGGGGGAGGGGACGGCCGGCCACGCCAGCCGCGGCCGCCCUGGAGUUACUCGCACUUGGUUGGGAGCGCAGUUUGUUGAGUAACAGUGCCCCGCUGCGGGACUUACACUGGCCGUUGAGUUGGCAGCACACUGCUUACGCUAUUGCGCGUCAGGUCUGCGCCGUCCGGCGGCUGCUGGGUGGCGCAGACUGCGCUGUUUGGUUUGUUCUUUACAAUAACAACCCACUGCGGGCUUUCGAUGGUCGACUUCUGAAAAUUCCUGUGCCUUGGACUCGGAUACGCGGUUUUGGAGCAAUAAAAUCUGUUGCAACUUCCGACA